Messenger RNA from Carassius auratus (goldfish), 3637 nucleotides. It is a transcript of the gene lima1b, whose product is annotated as LIM domain and actin binding 1b. NCBI's taxonomy places the organism in Eukaryota, Metazoa, Chordata, Actinopteri, Cypriniformes, Cyprinidae. The coding region runs from base 159 to 3014 and encodes 951 amino acids. The record is from RefSeq and is a predicted model, not a curated record. The transcript has 21 exons.
AGGAGUGUCAGAUAUCACAUAGUUUUCUCUAGAAUCAGGUGACACAUUGAAAGUCUGUAGUGAGUAUUCAUAAUCGAAACUUGUUGGCUAGAUUAAGAAAAGACAUUAAUGUCCAAAACCUUUGAAGACAGGAGGGACUACAUUUGAAUUAUAGAGAGAUGGAUGUGGGGCCAUUUAGCAGGAAACAGUGGGCUUCACAGUCUUUACGGAUCACAGCCAAAGAGAUCUCAUUGGUUGGGAGCCGUGGCAAGAACAAUGCCAUCACUGAGCGUUUUUCCAAAUAUCAGAAAGCUGCUGAGGAGGCAAGUGCAGAGAAGAAAAAAUCUUCUGUUGACAGUGCACCUUUGUCCCUGCGAUCAGGAAACCUGAGUGUACUGAAGAAACGCUGGGAACAGACACAUCAGGAGAAAUCUGCUCCCCAGCUGAGUGUGGCACCAAUGAGACUGACGCCUCGGCCUGCUUCCUGCAAACCCAGCAAUCCUCCAGAACCAUCUGCUUCCUCCAGCAAGCUCACGCGACUGCCCAGCCUGACUCAAGAGUCAACCUCCCAUGAAAGACCUAAUGCGACUUCAUCUGAUCUAUGUUCCCCUGCAGAGAAACCAGCCCUGCCCCUCAAAAACCUUAAAAUGAUGUUUGAAAAGGACAAAAGCAAGGUGCAAAAAGAAGUGAACACCAGCUCAGAAGAUGUGGAUACACAAAUGGGAAACAAAGGUACGUCCAGUCUGAAGCGCAGUGGCUCGAUCAAGGACAGGAUGGCGAAAUAUCAAUUAUCCGUCACCAGACAGGCUUCUUUUACUGUGCCACGCACUGCAAGCCAGUCAGAAACGGAGGAAAGUGUUCCCUCCAUGGAUCAUAAGGAGAUUUCGCCACCUGCUGGUGAUGGACAGAUAGUGAGCCCACUCCCUGAGUCAAAAUGCACAAAGAACAAUGGUGAACAAGUACACUUAUCGAGUCCUAAUGUGGCAACUCCUGUAUCAGAGAACAAAGAGCCUCCUAAGGUGUCCAGGGUGCAAAAAGAAGUGAACACCAGCUCAGAAGAUCUGGAUACACAAAUGGGAAACAAAGGUACGUCCAGUCUGAAGCGCAGUGGCUCGAUCAAGGACAGGAUGGCGAAAUAUCAAUUAUCCGUCACCAGACAGGCUUCUUUUACUGUGCCACGCACUGCAAGCCAGUCAGAAACGGAGGAAAGUGUUCCCUCCAUGGAUCAUAAGGAGAUUUCGCCACCUGCUGGUGAUGGACAGAUAGUGAGCCCACUCCCUGAGUCAAAAUGCACAAAGAACAAUGGUGAACAAGUACACUUAUCGAGUCCUAAUGUGGCAACUCCUGUAUCAGAGAACAAAGAGCCUCCUAAAGUGUCCAAGGUGCAAAAAGAAGUGAACAGCAGCUCAGAAGAUGUGGAUACACAAAUGGGAAACAAAGGUACGUCCAGUCUGAAGCGCAGUGGCUCGAUCAAGGACAGGAUGGCGAAAUAUCAAUUAUCCGUCACCAGACAGGCUUCUUUUACUGUGCCACGCACUGCAAGCCAGUCAGAAACGGAGGAAAGUGUUCCCUCCAUGGAUCAUAAGGAGAUUUCGCCACCUGCUGGUGAUGGACAGAUAGUGAGCCCACUCCCUGAGUCAAAAUGCACUAAGAACAAUGGUGAACAAGUACACUUAUCGAGUCCUAAUGUGGCAACUCCUGUUUCAGAGAACAAAGAGCCUCCUAAAGUGUCCAAGAAAUUUAAUCCGCCUGUCCAAGAAAAAUGUGUUUCCUGCCAAACUACUGUUUACCCAUUGGAGAAACUUGUGGCCAAUCAGCAGAUUUACCACAAGACUUGCUUCCGCUGUAUCUUUUGUAGUACCAAACUCAGUCUGGUGACUUAUGCUUCCCUGCAUGGUGAUAUCUACUGUAAACCUCACUUCAGCCAGCUAUUUAAGUCUAAGGGCAACUAUGAUGAGGGAUUUGGCCAUCGACCACACAAGGAAAUGUGGACACCACGAACAAACGAGGAGGAACCUGAGAGAGAUGAAAACUCAAAGCAGUCUGUGGUACACUCUGUGUUAGUGAAACCUACAGAACAGUUGAGCCCUAAAGUGGAGGAAUCACAACUGGUCAAAUUCACUGACCUCACUGCAGCUCCAGAGGCAAAAAGUCAAACCAGCUCAGUGGAAAAACCACAAACCCCUUCUGUGGAAACAAGAAAAAUUAGAGUUGCGUGGCCACCUCCUGCAGACAGUGAUGGAAGCUCCAAAGCCUCCAGUCCAGUCACUGAAGUUGGAAAGGGUCCAUCCAAACUUUUCAAAGCGAAGUGGCCUCCAGAGGAGGAAGCCCUACCUGCUCAGCGGAGCCCUGAAAGAGCAGAACUGAAAAGUCUUCGACGUAGUUCCUCACUUAAAGAGCGGAGCCGUCCCUUUUCUGUGGCACCAAGGUUGGCAUUAUCCAAUGAUACAAAACAAUUGUCUAACAAGGUUGCUUUGGUCAGACGAGGCUCAUUGGAGGAGCUUCAUUCACAGUCAAAAGUGAAAACAGACAAAACUGAAGUGCAAGAAGAUGCAAGAAUGCCAGAUGAAAAGACAAAGGACAGUGAAAGCCAAUCCAAGAAGAAUGUUGAGAGUCCUGCCGAACUUGAUAGGACAGAAAAGAUGCCCUCCUCUAUUCUCAAGCAGAAACAACAAACAAAAAAGGAGGCUGAGCCACAGCAAACAAAAAAUGAAGCUGAUCUACAACAAACAAAUAAAGAAUCUCUGACUCAACUAACAAGAAAGGAGCCUAAGCUACAACAACAUGAGGUUUUGACAGGCCAUGUGGAAGAUGAGGAAAAAGCGGUGAAAUGCUUAAGCAAUUCUCCUGAGCUCCAGUCUUCCCAAGACAAAUGCUCUCCAACUGUGGAAGAAAAAGCCCAUAGGAAAUCCCAGGAUGUGGGCUUCUGGGAUGGUGAGGAGGCUGAGGAGUCCCUAACUGUAGAGGAGAUGAUCAAGAGGAAUCGCUAUUAUGACGAUGAAGACGACGAGGAAGAAGAGGUGGCAAUAGUUUGACAAUAUAUAAAUAUUGUCAUCAAUCCCUUCCAUUUAUUUACUAUGAAAUUACAACUGGUAUAAAUUAAACAUAAUAAAAAAACAAGUACUUUGUUAUAUUUUAAUCAAGUAAUAUGGUACUGUACAUCUUUUUCUGCUUUCUUGGAACUUGGAGCUAUCGCUAUUUUUUGUAUUUUGUUCUUUCCCAUUCAUGAUAUAUUUUGGUUGCUGUAAAAAAAUACUUGUUUAUUAAUCUAAGAAUAUUUUGUGUUGAUCCAAAUUAACAUUUUUUUUCUCUUAUUCCCAGCCUUUGACAUUUUAAUCAAUAAGGAUAGCAGACAAACACAGUUUUGGUUACUCUCCUGGUCUGUGUUUUAAAACAUUUUAUUUUCUUUUUUGAAUGAUUAUUGAGCAUAUUGAGAUUAUUGAGUAAGUACACAAUAAACAUUAUUUCACUGAAAUUGGGGACAUAAAGGUGCAUAAUUUCAGUAAUAUGUUGAAUGAUGAAUGGUAUUGUAAUGUAAUUUUUUCACAGUGUACCUUAAACUCUAAAUCCAAACAUAAUGGUAAUAUUUUAGAUUAAGGUUUCAUGUGUAAAAACUUGUAAAACUGUUCAUUAAUGACCAAUAAAUUUACAAAUGCAU